GACCGCUGGGAUGCUUCUCUUCCCCCUUCACUUGGUGCCCCGUUUCACAGAGCUCCAGGUACGGAUUGAGCUCUCGCCAUGGACGCGCCUGGCGCGACAGAGGCAAUCGAGAGUGUCCGCCAGGACGGUCACGCCCCCGUCUCUCACAUUAGCCGAAACACAUCCUCCGAGGACAGGAAUCACCGCUCCCAGCCUGGUGAGCUUGAGGAGGAGACCGACCACAGUCGCGAGGACGAGGAGACAGAAAGCGAGACAGAGGCUGGGGAUGUUGAUCACGAGGAAGGCGACAGUGAUGACGAGGAAGAGGACGAGGAACCACGUCUCAAGUAUGCUUAUCUGACCAAGCACCUCGGGGCGGUGUAUCGCAAUGGUGAUGCAACAAGUGCCUUUCUAGCUGCCGGGGACAAAAUGAUAAUCGGCUCCCACAAUGGAAAUAUCCAUGUACUCUCGAUACCCCAAUUGCGUUCCCUUCGUGUCUAUCACGCUCAUUCGGCGAGCAUCACCUCGGUCUCGAUCUCGCCGUACCCCCCUCCACUACCGACCGUGAAACCCGAGUAUCUCGCCCGCUUCGCGGAUGACCCAGACUACGCCUCCUCCAAGCUAUCUUCGGGCGCCGCUAGCCUCCGUGGCAGACAAAGACCUACUCAGCCCGCCAUACCUUCGACGCCUUCCAACUCGAUAUACAUUGCUACUUCUUCUAUCGACGGGAAUGUCUGCGUGGCAUCUCUGCUUGAUUCCAAGGAUGUCCUUUUGCGAAAUUUUGGACGGCCGGUGCAAGCCGUCGCACUAUCACCGGAGUACAAGAGUGAUAGGACGUAUCUGUCAGGCGGCAGGGCAGGCGACCUAAUUCUGACUGUCGGAGGCCGAGUGGGUGUUAGUACAAACUCGACGACCAUGGGCGGCGCUGCGGCAGCUGCCUCAAGCUGGCUUGGGUCCAUAGGCCUCGGCACCAACACUGGGAAAGAUUCCGUUUUACAUGGAGGGGAAGGUGCCAUCAGUACGAUUAAGUGGUCCCUGUCGGGUAAGUAUGUUGUAUGGGUGAACGAGGAGGGCAUCAAGAUCAUGCGCUCGAACUUGCACCUCGAUUCGCACGACUCGGAGUUUGCAUGGAAGCGCAUCAGCCAUAUCGACCGUCCUAACCGUCCCGGCUGGGACGAGAUGGCGAGCGUAUGGAAAGCACACGCGGAAUGGGUAGACGAGAAUUCACUGGACAUUGAUGACAGCCUGCAGACGAGAGGCGGUACGAGUCAUACUGAAAGCUCGGCUCCGACGCAUCCCACAAUUGUCAGGGAGAAGGUCGAGAAAUUGGUCGUAGGCUGGGGUGGGACUGUCUGGGUAAUCGAUGUCUACCCUGAUAGACCAAGCAAGAAUAACAGAGAUCACAAGAUCGGGUCCGUGGAGAUAACCACAAUACUACGGACUGAUUGUGUGAUCUCCGGUAUCUCUUUGUACACACCAAAGCUUCUGGUCGUCCUUGCGUACAUGGAGGCAGAGCAGGAGUCGCCCGAGGACGACCGCGGCAAACAUGGAGGCCGCCAAACCGGAUCGCGCCGUCGCCCUCGAGGUCUGGAGCCGGAGCUCCGACUCAUCGAUCUCGAAACAGAGACCGAACUCAGUGCCGACAGCCUCUCGACUAGUCGCUAUGAGACGCUCACCUCUUCAGACUACCACAUGUGCAUCCUGCCUCCAUGGAAAACAAGCGUACCUGCUUCACAGCGGGGGGCGCUGGAAACAAUAGGAAAUGGUCUCUGGGAUGCUACAUUCUACCCGGUGCGACUCUUCAAUUCUGGCGCUAGUAUACGCAGCACUACCAGCAGCGGCGACAAAGGCUCUAGCAGGGCACCGAGUAUUUUUGCCUCACGGCGCGUACCCGCAGAGGAGCCUCUUUCCAAAGAGAUCCAGGACUUGGCAGGAAGCAUAGGGCCUAAGAUCCUCGUGCACAGCCCAUAUGAUUGCGUGGUAGCGCUCAAGAGAGAUCUUGCGGACCGGUUAGCCUGGCUGGAUGCACAUGAGAAGUACGAGGAAGCAUGGACGUUGCUCCAGGAACAUCCAGAAGCAGCGGGGGCCGGAAGCGAGAUGAAUGACACCGUACCCGGGACACCUUCGAUAUCUCAAGGAAGCUUUGGAGAAUCAUUCAUCGACGAUGCAGCUUCAGUCAUAACUACCACUGCUCGAACGAACGCAUCCGCCGCAGAGCAGGAAAAGCGCCGUAUCGGGGAACUAUGGCUCGAGCAGCUGGUCGAGCAAGACCAAUGGCGUGAAGCUGCUGACGUCUGUACCAAAGCACUCAACACUACACACAGGUGGGAGCACUGGGCUUGGAAGUUCAUAGAAAAUGACAAGCUGGACGAGAUAUCUUCUGUGGUUCCAUUGAACAUGCGUCCGCCGUUGUCUGCGGAUCUCUAUGAGACCAUCCUUGGUCAUUACGUCGUGCACAACCGGCCGAAGUUCAGCCAGUUAAUUGACCAGUGGCCUUUCGACCUAUUUGAUGCAAAUAACGUCGCGACAGUGGUAGAAGGGCAACUCAGCGAGUUGACCACGGAGACAGAUGACUGGCGUAUCCUGUCAAAAUGUCUCGCCAAACUGUAUCUGGCGGGAGGCCACUACGGCGAAGCGUUACAUUGCUACAUCCGCCUUCAGGACGCAGACACGGCGAUGGCUCUGAUUAAGGAUCACCGUCUUCUCGACACCUUGACAGAUGACAUUCCUGCUUUCAUUCUCAUUCGGGUCUCCAAAGAACAGCUGAAGUCGGCGCCCACGUCCGAGCUCGAGGAGCUUACCGCAGAGCCGAUCAAGCUCCUAGUGAGCGAAGCAUAUACCGGAAUUGUGCGACCAGAGCUCGUUGUCGAGCAACUUCAAGCGGCUAACAGGCUCCUCUAUCUCUACUUCUACCUCCGAGCCCUUUGGCGCGGCGAAUCGCUGCCCCACGGCGUCGCCAAACCUCGCAGGGGCCACUUUGCUCAUAUCCGCGAUGCAGCCAGCAAGCUCGCGGCCGACGAAGGCAAAGCACUCGUAGACAACUUCGCCAACACGGCCGUCGAGCUGUUCGCCGAUUACGACCGACCUCUGCUCAUGGAAUUCCUCCAGACCAGCACCUCGUACGCCUUCGACCUGGCCGUCAACAUCUGCGAGACACGCCAUUUCACGCCCGAGCUCAUCUACCUUCUCUCCAAGACGGGCCAGACGAAACGCGCCCUGAACCUCAUCCUAUCCGACCUCAAGGACGUGUCGCAGGCGAUCCAAUUUGCCAAGGCCCAGAACGAACCCGACCUCUGGGAAGACCUCCUCGACUACUCGAUGGACAAACCGCGCUUCAUCCACGGCCUCCUCGUCGAGGCCGGCACCUCGAUCGAUCCCAUCAAGCUCGUCCGCCGGAUCCCCAGCGGGCUUGAGAUCGAGGGCCUCCGCGACGGUCUGACCCGCAUGAUUCGCGAACACGACCUACAAGCCAGCAUCAGCCAGGGCGCCGCCAAAGUCCUUCAAAGCGAGGUGGCCAUCGGCAUGGACACUCUCCGCCGCGGUCAACGCCGGGGCAUCAAAUUCAACAUCAUCGAGGAAGAUCACAAACGGCCCGUCACAGCGGGGACGAUCGAAACAGCAACCGCCUCCUCCUCCGCCGCCGCCGCCGCCGCCGCCGCAACCAGCGACGCCAUCACCGAAAAGAGCAUCACCACCACCAUCACAGCAGCGACGCAGUCGGCCGCUACUGCCUCCCCGGCUGGCCGCUGUGCAGGGUGUAGUCGCCCCUUCCGCGCCAAUGAAAAAGAAAUCCUCGUGGGUUUCGCCUGCGGCCACGUCUUCCACCUCUCGCAUAUUCAUGCCACCUCCUCCCCCUCGACAACCACCAGCAGCCCGAACACCCCCUACAACCGCUCGGCCGUGCACACGCCGCGCCCGUUCUCGCCGUCGCGCACCAUCACCCUCGAGGACAUCUCGACGGCGACGGCUCGAACGGUCGGACCGAAAGUGACGACCGCGCGGCUGCUUCGGGAUAGGGUCGGUGAGGGCUGUCGCAUAUGCACGCUGGCCAAGGAGUUGGAUGCCAUUGGGGAUUCUUCGGAUGCGUAGGUAGGAGAAGAGCGGGGAGAGACUGGGUCUGGAUUUGGGUCGGAGCCCGUGCAUGGUGCUACUAAGGCAUCCCUGAGCCCGUCAGAUGAGGGGUCGGCGAGGUCCUUCAAUACGGCCUUCUGUCUGGGCGGGCAUGACUGACUGAGGCGGUCGAUGAGACAUGGAUCCUCACGUCAAGUAGCGCUCCGUAGCUUCGCGGCUGCGGCCCCCUUGCUGCAGCUAUUUGGAUAGAGGGGUAAUAAUGAUCGGACGUGCUGUUGACCGAGUAUGUAUAACUGAUCAGUAUGGGUCAUAGAGGGCGAGGGUGGACAGGUUCUUAACUCGCUCCUAGAGCGACUAGGCUAUGUAUGUUUAUCAUUUAGGAGAUACCCCACCAUGGUAGCAACGAACGACUGUG
Messenger RNA from Aspergillus saccharolyticus JOP 1030-1, 4465 nucleotides. RefSeq names its product CLH domain-containing protein. Gene Ontology annotation, cellular component: HOPS complex; late endosome. The coding region runs from base 79 to 4068 and encodes 1329 amino acids. The record is from RefSeq and is a predicted model, not a curated record. NCBI's taxonomy places the organism in Eukaryota, Fungi, Ascomycota, Eurotiomycetes, Eurotiales, Aspergillaceae. The transcript has 4 exons. Gene Ontology annotation, molecular function: protein binding. Gene Ontology annotation, biological process: protein targeting to vacuole; macroautophagy; cellular response to starvation.